AUGGGCAUUGAUCAUGUCAGGAUUCAUCCGAAAUUCUUGCAUUCAAAUGCAACUAGCCAUAAGUGGGCUUUGGGAGCUUUUGCUGAGCUUCUAGACAACGCCUUAGAUGAGACUUGCAAUGGAGCAACCUAUGUCCAUGUAGAUGUGCUCAAUAAUAGGAAGGACAAUUGUAAAAUGUUGUCAAUUGAAGAUAAUGGAGGUGGCAUGAAUCCUGAUAAGUUGCGGAAGUGCAUGUCUUUAGGGUUUUCUAUGAAAAGCAAAAUUCCCAACACUAUUGGGCAAUAUGGUAAUGGUUUCAAGACUAGUACUAUGAGGCUUGGGGCAGAUGUCAUUGUGUUCUCGCGUUGUCGGGGGACAGAUGGACGAAGCACAACACAAAGUAUUGGAUUACUAUCCUAUACAUUCUUGAUGGAAACCGGAAAGGAAGAUACUGUGGUUCCCAUGAUUGAUUAUGAGAAACAAGGUGAGGCCUGGAACAAGAUGUUUAACUCCUUGAAAGAUCAAGGAACACGCAUUAUAAUAUACAAUUUGUGGGAAGAUGACCAAGGAGCACCAGAGCUUGAUUUUGACACGGAUCAACAUGAUAUUCAAAUUAGGGGUGUCAGGCGAGAUGAGGAAAAGAUAGAGAUGGCAAAAAGUUAUCUGAACUCAAGGCAUUUUCUAACUUAUCAGCAUUCCUUGAGGAACUAUGCCUCAAUUUUGUACCUAAGGAUUCCACCUGGUUUCCAAAUGAUUCUACGGGGAAAAGAAGUUGAGCAUCAUAAUAUAGUUAAUGAUAUGAUGCAAUCUAAGGAGAUUACAUAUAGGCCUACGCCAGACGCAGGGUCGAAGGAUCCAAAAAGUAUGGUAGCAGUCGGGACUAUUGGCUUUGUUAAAGAUGCUAGACAUCAUACUGAUGUUCAAGGGUUCAAUAUUUACCAUAAGAAUCGGCUUAUCAAGCCGUUCUUGAGGGUCUGGAACGCAGCUGGAAGUGAUGGCCGAGGAGUGAUAGGUGUAUUGGAAGCUAAUUUUGUCGAACCAGCACAUGAUAAACAGGGGUUUGAGCACACAGCUGUUCUAUCAAGACUUGAGGCUAGGCUCAAUUUCAUACAGAAAAACUAUUGGUCCUCAAACUGCCAUUUAGUUGGCUAUGCUCCACGCCGACAACCAAAGAAGUCUGUUUCUCCCAUGAAAGAAGAUCCUGCUACACGCAAAUCAUGUUCCAGGUCUAAACCAAAGGCACAACCAAAGGAGCGUAUCUCUUAUGAUGGUGCCUCAGUGCUGCAAACAACUAAUAAUACAGAUUAUAGAUCGCCUGCUGAUGCCACUGAAAAUGUUGGAGCAACUCUGUCUAAGACACAUGCUAGAAAUCAUAGUUAUAUAUUUUCGAUUAAUGGAAGCUCUCAGGUAGAACCUGUAUCAAACCAAAUCACUCAAAACUUAAUUGUGAAGACUGAAGUGGUUAGCAGAGAUGCACACGAGGCUUAUCCUUGCACAACAGAGAUGCUACUUAGUUUGACAGAAGAGAAUAAUUCUUUGCGAGAGAGUUUAGAGGAAGUCGUGCAGAAUUUGGCGUUUGAAAGGGACAGGAAUAUAUCACAUCAAAAUCUACUUCAAGUUACACAGCAAAAAUUGGAAAAGUACGAAGUUUUUGUUAGUGAAGAGAGAAGAAAGCGAGAUGAGGAGGAAGUGCGUUUGAGGAAGCGAAUAAAGGAAGCUUCUAAAACCAUUGAAGGGUUGCUCCAUAAAAUCAAGAUGCUGGAGAACAUAGGCAAAACUGAAAUAUGA
Molecule: messenger RNA, 1767 nt
Organism: Fraxinus pennsylvanica
Lineage: Eukaryota; Viridiplantae; Streptophyta; Magnoliopsida; Lamiales; Oleaceae
Source: the annotation of a GenBank genome assembly